AUGUUCACUUUAACGAGGAAGAGUACACUGGCGAAGAAGGAGGAGCACGUGAACUUGUGUGUCAGUGAGGGACUGAAGAAGGUCUACAAAAGCAAACUGCUGCCACUCGAAGAAUUUUACAACUUCCAUGAUUUCCAUUCACCUCCUUUGGACGAUGCUGAUUUCGAUGCCAAGCCGAUGAUUCUCCUCGUUGGUCAGUAUUCCACUGGAAAGACAACUUUCAUCCGCUAUCUUCUGGAGCAGGACUUCCCAGGCAUGAGGAUUGGACCGGAACCAACUACCGAUAGUUUCAUCGUUGUUUCGUACGGAGAAGAUAACAGCGUUAUUCCGGGAAAUGCCGUCGUCGUCGAUAAGAAAAAACCGUUCAGAGCACUGGCCAAGUUUGGAAACGCUUUUUUAAACCGGUUUCAAUGUUCCCAAGUGAACAACAGAGUUCUGGAAAGUCUUUCAAUAAUUGACACUCCUGGAAUUUUGGCUGGAGAGAAACAAAAAGCUGAUCGCGGCUACAAUUUCGCCGCUGUGAUUGAGUGGCUGGCGGAACGAGUCGACAGAAUCAUUCUGCUGUUCGAUGCGCACAAACUCGAUAUAUCGGACGAGUUCAGAACGGUUAUUGAAUCGAUGAAAGGUUACGACGACAAAAUCAGAAUCGUCCUGAACAAAGCUGACAUGGUAGACCACCAGGAACUCAUGAGAGUCUACGGAGCGCUGAUGUGGAGCUUGGGUAAGGUUCUAAACACUCCCGAGGUAGCCAGAGUGUAUAUCGGAUCGUUCUGGGACCAACCUCUGCAUUUCGAUGCCAACAGAAAACUUUUCGAGUUGGAGGAACAGGAUCUCUUCCAGGAAAUUCAAAAUCUUCCGAAAAAUGCUGCGGUCAGAAAGUUGAACGACCUGAUCAAGAGGGCUCGAAUGGUUAAGGUACACGCUUACAUAAUGAGCCACCUGAAAACACAACUACCAGCCUUUGUUGGGAAGAAGUCGAAGCAGAACAGUCUGAUCCACAAUCUGAAGGAAACCUACGCUUUCGUGCAGAAUCACUAUCAGAUCUCUCCAGGCGAUUUCCCGAACCUGAAGAAGAUGCAGGAGCAGCUGAAGAUGAAGGAUUUCACGAAGUUUCACACCCUUCGGAAGAAAUUGUUGGAUACUGUUGAUAGCAUGCUGGAAGAGGAUGUGCCGAGGUUCAUGCAGAUGAUCCCCAAAGACGAACAAGUAAUGCGAGACAUGUCAAUAAUAAAAGGAGGUGCGUUCAGUGAAUAUCUGGAGAGUCCGUUUGGAUUCAACUGCGGCGAGGGCAUCGAACGCGGGAAGAACGAGCCAGAGUGGGUCGUGUACCAAGGUAGGGCCCAGUAUGAAGAAAUCUUCCAAACUCUCGGUCCCGUCAACGGGAAAAUUUCAGGAUUAGCAGCCAAAAAAGAGUUGAUGAAAUCGAAACUAUCCAACGCCAUUUUGGGAAAGGUCUGGAGGCUGUCAGAUAUCGACAAGGAUGGAUUGCUGGAUGUGGAAGAAUUCGGUCUGGCUCUGUAUUUAAUUGAUCUGAAGUUGCACGGCUGCGAGUUGCCACACGACCUCCCGGACCAUCUGGUUCCUCCCUCAAAAGUUUCUCAUCGCCGAGUUGGAAUGGUGAACGGAGAUGUUAAUGGCAAUCACCUUGCCGAGAUCAGUCACGUCAACGUCAAUGGAAGCGUCCACAACAACCACCACCACCAACAGCAGCAAUCGCCACAACAACAACAACACAAGUUGAAUCAUGCUGGUACCAGCAGUACGGAAUGCGAUUUUUCAGAUAAAUUAUAUCCUAUGCCCAGUUCAGGCGCCAUUAAAGUUGAGUAUUAA
Messenger RNA from Helobdella robusta, 1830 nucleotides. RefSeq lists its product as hypothetical. Gene Ontology annotation, cellular component: plasma membrane; cytoplasm. The record is from RefSeq and is a predicted model, not a curated record. Gene Ontology annotation, molecular function: calcium ion binding; GTP binding; protein binding. Bases 1 to 1830 code for a protein of 609 amino acids. Lineage: Eukaryota; Metazoa; Annelida; Clitellata; Rhynchobdellida; Glossiphoniidae. The transcript is spliced from 3 exons. Gene Ontology annotation, biological process: endosomal transport; endocytosis.